AUGGAUGACACACCCCUCCGAAGAAUCGGAGCUGGCUUCUGCGGGACCGUCUGGGCCGCAGAAGAACGAGGCUCGGCCUUCAAGCGCGAAGACGGCGGUCCUCACCGGUCGCUCCUUCACGACUUCCAAACUCAUCAACAUAUCCUGCACUGCAUGCAUCAGACAGACCUCACAGAGGCGCCAGAGACCAAGCAGACGCAAUAUAAUAUCAAUAUUCCACUCUGCCACGGCUAUAUCGAUCCCCUCGAUGCCUGGUGGAAGAACAAUCUCGCCCGCUUCCCAGAGGGAUACGAGCCAUGCAAUACGAUCCACGCCCAGCGCAUCCCUCCUGUCCCCGAAGCAACCAGGCGUUUCCUCACGGAGCAAUAUUGCCCAGAGCCGCUAAGAGCUAACAUCCUGGCCAGCGAUGCAAACCGCGAUUGUAUGAUCCGGCCAUACCUAGGCCGCCGUCGAGUCCGAGCCUCAAAGCCAUCGCGAUUCCAGGCCUUCUCUCUAAGAAAUUAUCCCCUCCAUCUAGACCAGAUGGAGGAGAUCGGGAUUCCGGAAACAGACAUCGCCGGCUACGCGCGGACUAUGGCUAAGGCGCUGGCUCAACUGCACUGGGUCGCCCACGUAGACGGCAAUGACGUCGAGUUUGUUCUGGCGUCGCCGAACGAUCAGCCGGAUGAGAAUCGAUCACCGGAAUCUUGGUCUAAUGCCUUGGGCCUCCAUGAGAUGUGGAUGCUCGACUUUGACCUUGCUCGUCCUAUGACUGUGGAUAAGCAGGGUGCUCGGCAAGCAGCUAACGCUUUCAAAGGCAAUGACCCUUAUUAUCCACGCCCGGACAAAAAUUCCUAUUUGUGGAUCGCUUUCCGUGGCCAAUAUGUAGCGACAAGCGAGAUGUGCCUUCAAAAAGAGUCUCAGGCUACAAAAGAGCUGCCAGUGUAUUUCGUUCAUCUGGUAGAGGAGUCGAGUGAAUCAUAA
Aspergillus mulundensis is the source of this 963-nucleotide messenger RNA. Its product is annotated as zinc finger protein. Lineage: Eukaryota; Fungi; Ascomycota; Eurotiomycetes; Eurotiales; Aspergillaceae. The record is from RefSeq and is a predicted model, not a curated record. The transcript has a single exon. Bases 1 to 963 code for a protein of 320 amino acids.